Messenger RNA from Rhodamnia argentea, 1972 nucleotides. Its product is annotated as L-type lectin-domain containing receptor kinase IX.1-like. The transcript has a single exon. The record is from RefSeq and is a predicted model, not a curated record. Gene Ontology annotation, biological process: protein phosphorylation. Gene Ontology annotation, molecular function: ATP binding; protein kinase activity. The coding region runs from base 707 to 1957 and encodes 416 amino acids. NCBI's taxonomy places the organism in Eukaryota, Viridiplantae, Streptophyta, Magnoliopsida, Myrtales, Myrtaceae. Gene Ontology annotation, cellular component: plasma membrane.
UCCCCAAAGGCGAUGCGUCUCAGUCGCCUGCACGCGUCCAGCUCACCAUAAGUGAUAGGAAUCGGAACCACAAUUCCAGUGCGGGUCGAGCCACGUACCACGAGCCGAUGCACCUGUGGGAUAAGUUGACCGGCAAUGUGGCAGACUUCACCACUCAGUUCAGCUUUGUCAUCGACUCAGAACAUAACUGGACGUCUGCAGAUGGACUGAUGUUUUUCCUCGCCCCCAACGGGUCUGACAUCCCGAGCAACUCGUCUGGUGGCUAUCUGACCCUUGUAAGUGCGACUCGAGACCCUUUCGACCUUCUACCGCAUUCGUAGCUGUGGAAUUCGACACUUUCUAUGACAGGUCCACGAAUUUUUGGGAUCCGACGUGUGCACAUGUUGGUAUAGAUUUGAAUAACAUCUCGUCCGUCAAAUAUACAUGUGUGGAUUGGUUCAGGCAGAAAAUCAUGGGCGGCGGACUCAUAAACGCUUCCAUAUCAUACAAUUCUAGCACCCAGAAUUUGAGCGUCCUCAUGAUCGAUGCCGCGUAUCCAAAUCUGAACGCUGCCAAGCUCUCCCAUUCAGUUAACCUGACAAAGUAUUUGCCAGAAUGGGUGACCAUCGGUUUCUCUGCAACCACGGGUUUGAGCUUCUAGUUGCACACUCUUUAUUCAUGGGAAUUUAGCUCAUAUCUACGAGUCACCGAAGAUGCAAACAGAACAAUGAAUCCUAUUCCCGCAGACACAAACACAAAUGACAAGGUCAGAGCAAAGGGGAGCAAGUCAUUGUUGUGGUCUGUCAUAGGUUUAGGCUCUUUCUUGUUGCUCACUCUUGUUCUAGGCUUCGCUUGGUUUGAUCACAGGUCAAAGAGAAAGAUAAAUGACGGUAUUGGAAAAGAGGAUGAUGUCCUAUCAAUUGAAGAAGAAUUUGACCAAUCGACAGGACCCAAGAAGUUCUUCUACGGGGACUUGGUCGCUGCGACAGAAAAUUUUGCAGCUGCGCGAUUGCUUGGGAAAGGGGGUUUCGGAAGAGUUUAUGAAGGCUGUUCGAUUGGCAUGAGUUCUAAUGUGGCGAUCAAGAAGAUCACUCCAGAGUCGAGACAGGGGAGAAAGGAGUACGCGACAGAAGUGAAGACAAUCAGCGGACUCAGGCACAGAAACUUAGUCCAACUCAUCGGAUGGUGUCAUGAGAAAAAAGAACUCCUCCUUAUCUACGAGUUCAUGUCCAGUGGUAGCUUAGACUCUCACUUAUUCAAGCACCGAACCAUUUUGACGUGGGAAAAACGGUACAGAAUCGCACAAGGCAUAGUCUCUGCAUUGCUAUCCCUCCACGAAGAAUGGGAACAAUGCGUCGUCCACAGGGAUAUAAAGUCGAGUAACAUCAUGCUCGAUCCAGACAGCAACGCCAAAUUGGGGGACUUUGGCUUGGCUAGGCUGGUUGACCACACCAAAGGGUCGCAAACGACUGUACUGGCCCGAACCAUGGGCUAUACGGCUCCUGAAUCCAUUUACACGGGCAAAGCCAGCAAGGAAUCGGAUGUCUAUAGCCUUGGCAUUGUCCUCUUGGAAAUAGCCAGUGGAAGACGAGUUGUGGAUUCAUGGGCAACAGUCGGCCAAGUUCGGCUCUCGGAUUGGGUUUGCGAGCUCCACGGAAUUGGAAAGCUGCUAGAUGCAGUGGACCCGAAGUUAUGCAGUGAUUUUGAUGAGAAACAACUGGAGCGCUUGCUGAUCGUAGGGCUUUUGUGUGCUCAUCCAGACUCCAGAGUUCGGCCCUCCACAAGAGAAGCACUAAAUCUUCUGAACUUUGAUGGUUCGCCGCCGGCCCUUCCAUCAACUUUGCCGGUCCCGACAUAUCUCGCGCCUCCUCCAUCUAUAUUGUCGACGUGGUUGCUCCUUUCAUCUUCUGGCACCUCCACCGGCGGUGAACCAGUUGGUCAUAGCAUCGAAAUGUCCACAUGUACUACCCUUGUCUAAGGAAUCCUCUUGUUC